Messenger RNA from Yarrowia lipolytica CLIB122, 1476 nucleotides. RefSeq lists its product as uncharacterized. The record is from RefSeq and is a predicted model, not a curated record. Gene Ontology annotation, molecular function: aldehyde dehydrogenase (NAD+) activity. NCBI's taxonomy places the organism in Eukaryota, Fungi, Ascomycota, Dipodascomycetes, Dipodascales. Gene Ontology annotation, biological process: polyamine catabolic process.
AUGCAAGUUACUCUUCCCGACGGAAAGUCCUACGACCAGCCCACCAAGCUCUUCAUCAACAACGAGUGGGUCGAUGGUCACGGCGGCUCAAUUGAGUCUGUCAACCCCGCCACCGAGCAGGUCAUCUGCUCCGUUGAGGCCGCUGACGAGAGUGAUGUCGACAAGGCUGUUCAGGCCGCUCGAAACUGCUACGAGAACGUCUGGCGAAAGGUCACCGGUGCCGAGCGAGCACAGCUCAUGCGCAAGCUUGCCGACCUUGUCGAGAAGAACAAGGACCUGCUCACCUCCAUUGAGGCUGCCGACUCUGGAAAGCCCAAGUACGGCAACUGUGACGGAGACGUGGACGAGCUCAUCUACGUCCUGCGAUACUACUCCGGCCUGGCUGAGAAGGCUGGCAAUGGAGUCACCAUUUCUACCUCCAACGAAAAGUUUGCCUACACCAUCCACGAGCCUUACGGAGUCUGUGGCCAGAUCAUCCCCUGGAACUACCCCAUUGCUAUGGCUGCCUGGAAGCUAGGUCCCUGUCUCGCUGCCGGUAACGUGCUGGUCAUGAAGCUUUCCGAAUACACCCCUCUGUCCAUGCUGGUCAUCUGCAACCUGGUCAAGGAGGCUGGUUUCCCCCCUGGCGUGGUGAACGUGGUUAACGGCUACGGCGCCAAGGCCGGCAACCGACUGGCUGAGCACCCCGACGUUGACAAGAUUGCCUUCACCGGUUCUACCGCUACCGGUCGAUCUGUCAUGAAGGCUGCUACCGGAAACAUGAAGGCCGUGACCAUGGAGCUUGGAGGAAAGUCUCCUCUGCUCAUUUUCGACGACUGCGAUCUCGCCAAGGCCAUCGAGUGGGCCCACAUUGGCAUCAUGUACAACAUGGGCCAGGUGUGUUCCGCCACCUCUCGAAUCCUGGUGCAAGAAGGCAUUGCCGACAAGUUCGUCGAGGGUUUCAUCAAGCAGUGUAAUGAGGCCUCCAUUCUGGGUUGUCCUUUGGACCAGAAGACCUCUCACGGUCCUCAGGUCAACAAGAUCCAGUAUGAGAAGGUGCUCGGAUACAUUGAGAAGGGUAAGGCUGAGGGAGCCAAGUGCAUUCUGGGAGGUGAGGCUGCCCCCCAAAACGGCAAGGGCUAUUUCAUUAAGCCCACCGCCUUCACCAACGUCAACAAGGACAUGACCAUCUGGAAGGAGGAGAUUUUCGGCCCUGUCGUGGUAAUUGACACCUUCAAGACCGAGGAGGAGGCCAUUGCCAAGGCCAACGAUACUCCGUACGGUCUGGCUGCCGCUCUGUUUACCGAGAACAUUCGGCGAGCCCACCGGGUUGUCAAGGAGCUGCGAGCUGGUCAGGUCUGGGUCAACUCUGAUAACGACUCCGAUCCUCGAGUUCCCUUUGGUGGUGUCAAGCAGAGUGGUAUUGGUCGAGAGCUUGGUGAGUAUGGUCUUUCUAUUUACACCCAGGCCAAGGCCGUCCACAUUAACCUGGAUUAG